AUGGCCACUCACGACCCAACCACCUUACCACACUCAUCCUCGUCUCCAUCGACAACAAGUAUGACCAGCACAGUCGGUGACGGUGACUCUUCGUCGCCGCUCAUGACCAACCCCAACCUCAACCGUCUCAGCCACGCCACGAGCCGUCCCGACGUCCCUCGCGAGAGCUAUACGUCGCGAACAAUCCGGGCCGUCACGUCGGCCCUCAGUCCCGACAAAGCCUCGGACGAACUCGACAAUCUCAUCCUACGCAAUACAGCACACAGGCGCCCCUCAGUCUCGGUCGACAAGGGAAUCCUCUACCCGACCCUCGAGAACCACCCCGAUCCAAACCCCUACCCUCUGCUAGUCCUCAACCUCGCUGCAAUCAGCCACGUCUCGUCGUCAAUCAGUAAUGACGAAUUACUCCAGGUCCUCAUGGGCCGAUUGGAACCUUGGGCUGGCGAGGAGGGAGAGGGUGCCUAUUGCCUCAUUGUCCUCGCAGCUGAGGGGGGAGGCAAACGUGCCCUCCCAGGCGUCGCAUGGUGGUUAUGGCAUUGGAGCCGCAUUCCCCGAAAGUUUCGCAAAAACCUCAAACGACUAUACAUUGUCCAUCCGUCUUCUCUGACUAGAGCCAUUCUUCCCGUCAUUCUGCCUCUCGCCUCACCAAAGUCGUAUGGAAAAGUCCACACCGUACCCUCCUUACUGGCACUUACUCACUUUAAUGUUCCGUUGCGCGGGAUGGACCUCGCCCUCCAAACGUUGGGGGAGGAAGCGCGUAUCCUUGCUGAGAAUCCCAACGCUGCCCGCAGGUCUAGUGUCACCUCUUCCGCCGCCCCGUCCGAAGAGGCCGGCGCAUGGGGUGCCUUCUCGGCAUUAAGUGCCGCGCUCGGAACGGCGGCCAGCUGGCUUCACCCCAACGUGAGCGCGGCACUCAACGACAAGCCCGGCCAGGCGUAUUGGGCGCGCGAUAUCGAGGUCAUUGUCGCCGAGAACGGCGGCCACAUCCCACGCGUUCUUGCCGUCAUUGGUAAAGCUAUUCUAGACUACAGUACUGCGACCCAAGGUAUAUUCCGCCGCUCGUCCAACUCGCCCCUCACUCCAAUCCUCCAGAACCUAAUGGACCUCCCUCUCGACCUACAGCCGCGCUUGGAUUGGGCCGUCAUAGCACAAUCCGACCCUCUCCUCCCGCCCAUCAUGCUCAAGAAAGUCAUCAGUACCCUCCGCUCCCCAGUGUUUGGACAGCACCUCUACCAUAUUAUUAGAGACACGCGUUCGGUCGACGACAUAACGUCCAAGCUCAUUCCUGCCCUCUCUCCCGCCCGCGCCCAAUUGAUCGAUGUUGUACUCCACCUCGCCCACCACCUCGUUCCGUACGAGGCCGCGACGCGUAUGGGUAGCCGCCAACUCGCCCUCAUGCUCGCACCACCACUCCUCUCUGGCCCCGACCCACGCGAAGACCUCGCACUACUCAUGGAACCCGGGGUCAUGGUGCCAGCUGGCCUCGCCGUCCCACUGCCACCCGCCGCGUCGACCGCCGACAAGCACUCGCGCAAGGACAGCUCGGACUCGCAGACAUCCAAGACGUCGAAGCGUUCAUCCAAGUCUGUCUCUGCGUCUGCGUCUGCGUCUGCCUCGCCAGAGACAAUGCCCAACGCUCUCCCGGCGCAGGCGCCGCAGACACUCGUCGGUGUCCUUGAGAUAUGGAUCAACAACUUUGCGGCCAUGCACGGCAAGGACAAGUGCGAGUGCUCGCUGGUCGGUACCUCGGCUUUGGCUUUGCCCCUCUCUCCCGUGACCAGCCAGGCGCAGCACACACUGCCCAACGACCAGGGUGCGUCUGCGCGUGCGCCGGCUGUCGGAACCGCGUAG
Molecule: messenger RNA, 1851 nt
Organism: Cutaneotrichosporon cavernicola
Lineage: Eukaryota; Fungi; Basidiomycota; Tremellomycetes; Trichosporonales; Trichosporonaceae
Exons: 4
Coding region: 1-1851 (616 amino acids)
Biological process (GO): small GTPase-mediated signal transduction
Cellular component (GO): cytoplasm
Molecular function (GO): GTPase activator activity
Source: RefSeq, a predicted model, not a curated record